AGCGUGUGCUCUCCCUCAGUCGUGGGAUUGUGGUAGAACAGUGAGGGUGUAGCCCAAACCGCUGAGUGCUUUAGAGAUUUGAUCGCUGUCUGGCUCCGGAGGAGCUUCCUAAGGGCAGCAGUCAUGCGCCUGAUAGGGGCCACUGUCCUUUUCUCUGUCCUGCUGCAGGCUAUGUCUGCCCCGACAGAGGACUGGCAGACGGCCACGUCUAUUUAUGACUUCUCGGCGACAGACAUUGAUGGCAAUGUGGUUUCCCUGGAGAAGUACAGGGGAAACGUUGUCGUCAUCACCAACGUUGCCUCUAAAUGAGGCAAAACCCCAGUGAACUACUCUCAGUUUGCGCAGAUGUACGCCACGUAUGCUGAGAGAGGUUUACGCAUCCUUGCCUUCCCUUCCAACCAGUUUGGGAACCAGGAGCCUGGCAGUGAAUCUCAGAUCAAAAAGUUUGCCCAGUCUUACGACGCUCAGUUUGACAUGUUCAGUAAGAUCGACGUGAACGGGGCCGGCGCUCACCCUCUGUGGAAGUGGCUGAAGGACCAGCCCAACGGGAGAGGCUUCCUGGGAAAUAGUAUCAAGUGGAAUUUCACCAAGUUUCUGAUCAAUAGAGAGGGGCAGGUGAUGAAGAGAUAUGGACCCAUGGAUGAUCCAAGUGUGGUGGAGAGGGAUCUUCCCCAAUACCUUUAAAACCCCUAAACCUCACUCACUCAUACUCCAUAUAUUUUGUCUUCCCAUCCCCCUUCCCCCUCCGUUCUCUGCCUCUCCAAGCAUCAGUGAAUAUAGUCUGGAUCCACCCCAAACCAGUGACGGUCUGUCCACAAACCCGCAUGGCGGACAGGGCAGACCUGAUGAAAAUGGCGUACAAACCUAAACUGGGAGAAUUUCCAAACUCAUAGUCAUUAGUUUCUCUGGAGAGAAGGAGAAGGGAUCCCCUAAUCAAUCCGUCAUAUGUGAAGUAGAGUAAUGCCUGACACUGUCUUCCUAAUAAACCUGAAAAAGAUUGUGCUCAAAUUA
Molecule: messenger RNA, 1011 nt
Organism: Scophthalmus maximus (turbot)
Lineage: Eukaryota; Metazoa; Chordata; Actinopteri; Pleuronectiformes; Scophthalmidae
Gene: gpx4a
Product: glutathione peroxidase 4a
Exons: 7
Biological process (GO): response to oxidative stress
Molecular function (GO): glutathione peroxidase activity
Source: RefSeq, a predicted model, not a curated record